GCGCCAUUUUGAAAGUGGAGUCGCCUGCCCUGCCGCUGCCGCCGCCGUCGCUGUCGUAGCUGCCGCCGCCGCUGCUGGAGAAAGAGCAAGAGUGGGGAAGCCCCAGAGUGAAAUCCACCAUCCUGCCGGCUGGUCUGCCCGCCCCUCCUUCCUUCUCCCCCGACCCCCGCCCCCUCCCCCACAGGUGCCAUCCGCCGCCAUCCGCCCUCUCUACCCCCCAUCCCCAGGUGAGGGGGGUGAGUUCAGGAAGCGGAGACCCCAAGGAACCCAGCAGGGUCACCAUUUGCAGCGCAACAUGGCAGGAGCUGGAGGAGGGAAUGAUAUUCAGUGGUGUUUUUCUCAGGUGAAAGGAGCCGUAGAUGAUGAUGUAGCAGAAGCAGAUAUAAUUUCUACAGUAGAAUUUAAUCAUUCUGGAGAAUUACUAGCAACUGGAGAUAAAGGUGGUAGAGUCGUCAUCUUUCAACAGGAGCAGGAGAACAAAAUCCAGUCUCAUAGCAGAGGAGAAUAUAAUGUUUACAGCACCUUUCAGAGCCAUGAACCAGAGUUUGACUACUUGAAAAGUUUAGAAAUAGAAGAAAAGAUCAACAAAAUUAGGUGGUUACCCCAGAAAAAUGCUGCUCAGUUUUUAUUGUCAACAAAUGAUAAAACAAUAAAAUUAUGGAAAAUCAGUGAAAGGGACAAAAGACCAGAAGGAUAUAAUUUGAAAGAGGAAGAUGGAAGGUAUAGAGAUCCUACUACAGUCACUACACUACGUGUGCCGGUCUUUAGGCCCAUGGAUCUAAUGGUUGAGGCCAGUCCUCGAAGAAUAUUUGCCAAUGCUCAUACAUAUCACAUCAACUCAAUUUCUAUUAAUAGUGAUUAUGAAACAUAUUUAUCUGCAGAUGAUUUGCGGAUUAAUCUUUGGCAUCUGGAAAUUACAGACAGGAGUUUUAAUAUUGUGGAUAUCAAGCCUGCCAAUAUGGAAGAGCUGACAGAGGUGAUUACAGCAGCAGAAUUCCAUCCAAACAGCUGUAACACAUUUGUAUACAGCAGCAGUAAAGGAACUAUUCGGUUAUGUGACAUGAGAGCAUCUGCCCUCUGUGAUAGGCAUUCUAAGUUGUUUGAAGAACCUGAAGAUCCCAGUAACAGGUCUUUUUUUUCUGAAAUCAUCUCUUCAAUUUCUGAUGUAAAAUUCAGCCAUAGUGGUCGGUAUAUGAUGACUAGAGACUAUUUGUCAGUCAAAAUUUGGGACUUAAAUAUGGAAAACAGGCCUGUGGAAACAUAUCAGGUGCAUGAAUACCUCAGAAGUAAACUUUGUUCACUGUAUGAAAAUGACUGCAUAUUUGACAAAUUUGAAUGUUGUUGGAAUGGAUCUGACAGUGUUGUCAUGACUGGAUCUUACAAUAAUUUCUUCAGAAUGUUUGACAGGAACACAAAGCGAGACAUAACCCUAGAAGCAUCACGGGAAAACAAUAAACCUCGCACGGUUCUGAAGCCACGCAAAGUGUGUGCAAGUGGCAAGCGAAAGAAAGAUGAAAUAAGUGUUGACAGCCUAGACUUCAACAAGAAAAUACUUCAUACAGCCUGGCACCCCAAGGAAAAUAUCAUUGCUGUAGCUACUACAAACAAUCUGUAUAUAUUUCAAGACAAAGUGAAUUAGGGUUGGCAUUCCUAGCAGAAGAGCCCACUUCCUGCUUAGUUGAGAUAGUUGAAUCUAGCAUUCGUACUUAAAAAAGAGAGAGGUCCAUUGUGGCGCCCCUUUUCCAGUGUUUGACAAUGUGCCAUUCGACAACACAUUUUUAAUAGCUACAUGGAGAAGGCUCUGUGGAUUCCUCCCUGUGGUAUUCUCCAUGUCUGCUAGCCAUUUAGGUAAGGGUAGGGCACUUUUAAUUUAAUGACUUCUUGCACCAUCUUGCCUAAUGGACUAGAUUGGACUGUAUCAACAUUGAUUUACUCCACUUUUUAUGCCUUCCAUUGUGAUGACGUCAAACACAGUGAAAGCCUUCAGACAUGCUUAUGGGAUUUAAUUGUGUAUCCUCAUUACUGUAUCAUUUGUGGGGUACACCCCUCCCCCUUUUUUAAAUUAAAUACAGCUCAUUCUUACUGUGGCUUGUAGCAUUCCUCCUCUUCUGGCCUCCUGGACUCUUCCCCUUCAUCUCUCUUACCCUUGCCCCUCCACCCAGUCUUGGUGGUGGUAUAUUAAAAAGGAAAGAACGAAAGCACACAAAAUGAGUCAGUUUGGGGUCAGUGGUAAAGGGGGUAUAUGAUGCGAACAAAUGUUUUAAUAACAGUUGGCUGUAAUCACUCCUUGCCGUGUCUGGCACUGAAAAUAAGGAAAAAAAAAAAAACUACUACUGAAUAAAAGUGACAAAGAAUGGAGAAUCUGGUUUUCUUUUUCUUUUUAAUCUACCUCUUUAAGCCAAUAUUUUGUGUCAUACUUUUGGGCGCACUGAAACAAAAUGAGGUUCCAUUGUUUUAUUGGUGUUUUUGUUAAUUAUUUUUAACAAGUGUUCUUUUACAUGAAGGAGAGGUGUUGGUUCUGUACGAACAUGUUUUGAAUAUAUAUUGGUAUUACUAAGGAUAUCAUGAUCUAUAAAUGCUACUAGCGGGUUUUUUUUUUUUUUACUGUAGUUAUAAGGGUAUUGGAUACAUUGUAUCUACACUUAAUUCAUUAUCUGUUAAUGAAAUUGUUGUAAAUGGGAACCAAAUUUGUAGAACUUCAUUUUUAAAGACUUUUUACAGUGUUUAAUUUCAUUUUGCCUUACUAAAUACAAAGUCAGACUUAAACUUUUAACAAGUUAAAGCUUUUUUUGUUGUUCAGUCAUAAACUAUAACAUAAAACUAUCCUCAAAUGAUUUUACAUAGAUAAAAUUGACACUGCACUAAUUUUUUUUUUGUAUUUUACUGCUAUCAAAUCUGAAUGAAAUGUACUUUGACAUACAUGUUUUUCUUCUAUUUUUGGUUUUCCAAAGCUAUCAAUAUUAAAGACAAACUUUAAAGGUACA
This is a messenger RNA of Sus scrofa (pig), 2984 nucleotides long. RefSeq names its product protein phosphatase 2 regulatory subunit Balpha (gene PPP2R2A). The record is from RefSeq and is marked provisional. NCBI's taxonomy places the organism in Eukaryota, Metazoa, Chordata, Mammalia, Artiodactyla, Suidae. Gene Ontology annotation, molecular function: protein binding; protein phosphatase regulator activity. Gene Ontology annotation, cellular component: protein phosphatase type 2A complex.